CUCCUUUGAAAAUGAAUGCUUAUGUAUGUGCGCGAGAAUAUUCAGAACAAUAGACCUUGAUCCUAAAACGGUCCUCUACUUAGCCUCCAACGAUCGCUAUGAAUGAUAGUACCAUGUCGAAAAGGUUUUCUUUCACCUUUUCUUUUGUGUCAAAGGCUGAUUUUGUUCUUGAUACUAUCACUGAUGAUGGGCCACUUAGCAGUUCGCAUUUAAACAACGUGUUCGAAUCGCUCUCACUUGUCAAUCGAUAUACCACCAACACUUCGCUUUUUCUUGGCUCAUGUCUUCCACGAAUAUUUUUACUAAACCCUACAACCUCUCCAACUACUAUGCCGCCCUGGCUCUCGGUUACAAUGAGAUUACACUCUAUCAAGAAGCCGAGGCAAUCACCACUCGAGCUCUGCAACUGAGCCCUACAUCUUACAGAGCCCGGUAUAAUAGAGCAAUCGCUCGAUGGAAAAUGGACGAUUUACGCGGUGCUGUAGCCGAUAUAGAUAUACUCAUCAUCAGCGGUGGCAAGAACUUUCCAGGAGUUGCACAAACCCACAAAACACUCCAUAAAUUGUUUGAGUUGGAUGACGACAACAAAACCUUCAAUAACGGUACACGAGGUGCGCGUCAAGCAAGAUUGGCUCGGGAAAGUAAGGAUUUAAGCUGGCCUCAACCGGACCUGGCUCCUGUUGAACCCUCCAAGGACGAUCAUCGCCCUUCAGACGAGAUUGCUCCAGGCCAAUAUCGGCACGGUCGUCCUUGCCGGCUUCACAAUUUGAAGACGUGCAUGCAUGCGGAUUGUUCAUUCUCUCACACACCCGAUAAUAACAGUAUUCGGGAUAUCGACGGCCGAAAUGUUUGCUUAAACUUCCUCUUGGGAUGUUGCACACGCAACAAAAGGUGCUCCUACCGUCAUUCCAUCGACGGUCUCUCCGAAGACGUUACGACUAAACCUAGUCUUGAUUCCACAUUCACACUCCAGCUGCAGUGGUGGAACGACCCCGCGCGUAUACAAGAGGUCCGUGACCUCAUGGAGGCGCGUAACACUCGCCGGAAGCUCGAAUAUAACAUCCGCGCGGAGAACGCUACUGAAGGUGCGGUCGAAGCAGGCUCGCUCCAGACGAAAAAAAAAGAGAACGUUCUUCCAGAUGCACAGAUGCAGAUCACCAACAGGAAAAAUAAGCAGUUUUACCCCAAACGCAGGACCACGAGCGACGAGAAAUCGAGCGCUAUCAAAAAGUCGAGCACAAUGUCAUCUUCCAAGCUCCAAUCUAUUGGUUCAAAUACUAAGGAGAAGGAAAGGAAGAAACAUAACGCCAGGGUGGCUAAGAGAGCAGCAAAGAGGGACCAGACGGAGGAAUCAGCUGCGCCCGAUCGCAAGAAGACUUCGACAACACGUACUUAUUAUCCAGAGUCAAAGACCGUUAAAUCGUUGGAGAAAUUGGCGAAUUGUGGAUUUACGAAUGAUGAAGUAGUUGAUUUGAUGGAGUUUGGAGUAAAUCCGUGGGACGAGGAUGCCCAUUCUGUCUUUGCACAUGUCGAUGACUAUUAAUUAGUGAAACCACUGUCGGACGAUCAUGAUUCUUUCAUUUUUGUUGUUCAAGUUCCUCCGUACACUCUAAGCUCUUAUUCUAAAUAAUUUCUGCCAUUGUCUGGCGGGGUGAUGUACGUAUUCACUACGUAAUUUCAACGUCGCAAUGAAAACGGCAGGAAAACGGGGCAAUGGUUUUCCUGUCACCACGACCAAUUCAAGUUGACCUCGUACUUGU
Molecule: messenger RNA, 1760 nt
Organism: Lentinula edodes (shiitake mushroom)
Lineage: Eukaryota; Fungi; Basidiomycota; Agaricomycetes; Agaricales; Omphalotaceae
Exons: 5
Coding region: 281-1543 (420 amino acids)
Molecular function (GO): metal ion binding; protein binding
Source: RefSeq, a predicted model, not a curated record